Dermacentor albipictus is the source of this 810-nucleotide messenger RNA. RefSeq lists its product as uncharacterized. Lineage: Eukaryota; Metazoa; Arthropoda; Arachnida; Ixodida; Ixodidae. The record is from RefSeq and is a predicted model, not a curated record.
UUCCCAAAAUUAGGCUAAUUCAUUGUUUUCUUUUUUCGGCUUUUCUUUGGCACAGUUUUUUAUUGCACUGUAUGCCGCUGCUUCGGGAUCAUUCGCAGGAAUCAUCAUUCUUGCAUUUCUUUUACCCUGGGCAAAUGCUAAGGGCACGGCUGUUGCGGCAGUGGGUGUCUUUCUCGUCCAGAUAUGGCAAACGACUGGCCGCUUCGUGUCCAAAAUUGUACCUGCCACGAUGCAGUACAGCAUGAACAGAUGUUCGAACAAAUCAACACUGACGCUGCUUGCAGAGAAUGACAGACCAGACGUGUUCCUUCUGUACCGCCUGUCACCAUACUGGUGCUGCCUCUUCUCCAUGUGUUCUACGGUACUACUUGGUCUGACACUAAGCCUUUUCUGUGCGCGACCGGGCAGUAACGUCAAGGAGACACUCCGCCUUACGAGUCCACUCAUGUUGAAGUUCUGGCGCAGAGUUGGGCUUAUGCCCUCUUUGAGGGAGCAUGCUGUUUCCAUCGAAGUCAACGGACGAGAAUGCAAUGGGACAACCACUGAACUGAAACCGUUGCGGGCACAAGAAAGAUUUGCAUGAUUAAAUUCAAUGUCUUCGGCUACUGUCAGACAGACACUUAUAAUUCGUUCAUCCUUAGUCACAAGUGUUUGCUGAGUGCGUAUCACGCCUUUGAAUAAUAGUAAUAAAGAAACUCACGUGAAUAAGAGCCAUGACUGCUUUUUAACAUUGUCAGCAAUAAAGUAAUCAUCGAGAGAUCAUGCAUUUGCUUUUCACUAUUCUUUUAUCACAUCAUGAAAAUAGAUGGC